Molecule: messenger RNA, 336 nt
Organism: Prunus armeniaca (apricot)
Lineage: Eukaryota; Viridiplantae; Streptophyta; Magnoliopsida; Rosales; Rosaceae
Source: the annotation of a GenBank genome assembly
AUGACCAAUAUUAUUCUUCAAGCUCUGGAAAUAACUGGACAGAGAGGGCGUCAUCAACCGAGCUGGGGUGGCCUUGGUAAUUGCUACUCCUGGUUUCUCACUGGAUUUGAAAAUAUUUCUUUGGUGCAUCAUGGGGUUGCUGGGACAACUGCUGCUGGUCUGAAAGCUGCGUGUCCAACCACAAUUGUACCAUUCUUUGGGGACCAGCCAUUUUGGGGGCAGAGGGUGCAUGCCAUAGGAGUAGGUCCUGCACCCAUUCCAGCUUAUACACCUCAAGAGCAUAAUCAUAUGCUGUUCAGAUACCCAUCUUCUUCAACACUCUGCAGAGUAAGAUAA